Molecule: messenger RNA, 2406 nt
Organism: Ectocarpus sp. CCAP 1310/34
Lineage: Eukaryota; Phaeophyceae; Ectocarpales; Ectocarpaceae
Source: the annotation of a GenBank genome assembly
AAAGGAGAUUGGCAAGCACACUGGCGUGCAGUGCAUGGUCACAACCGGGGGUACUACCCUGAAGGACGAUAUCAUGCGUCUCUACAACGUGGUGCACAUCUUGGUCGGCACCCCUGGACGCGUGCUGGACCUCGCGGACAAGGGCAUCGCUAACCUCAAGGAGUGCACCACUCUCAUCAUGGACGAGGCGGAUAAGCUUCUGUCGCCCGAGUUCCAGCCCGUGCUGGAGCAGCUGGUGAACCACUGCUCCAGGAAGAGGCAAAUCUGCCUCUUCAGCGCCACGUUCCCCGUCACCGUGAAGGACUUCAAAGACCGCCACAUCAGCAACCCUUACGAGAUCAACCUGAUGGACGAGCUCACGCUCAAGGGUAUCACCCAAUUCUACGCCUUCGUUGCGGAGCGCCAGAAAGUGCAUUGCCUCAACACGCUCUUCUCCAAGCUGGAGGUCAACCAGUCCAUCAUCUUCUGCAACUCCGUCAACAGGGUGGAGCUCCUGGCGAAGAAAAUCACGGAGCUGGGCUACUCGUGCUUCUACAUCCAUGCCAAGAUGCAGCAGUCGCACCGCAACCGCGUCUUCCACGAGUUCCGCAACGGAGCCACUCGCCACUUGGUGUCGUCGGACCUGUUCACCCGUGGUAUCGACAUCCAGUCGGUCAACGUGGUGAUCAACUUCGACUUCCCCAAGAACGCUGAGACCUACCUCCACCGCAUUGGCCGCUCGGGGCGUUUCGGACACCUUGGCCUGGCGAUCAACCUCAUCACCUACGAGGACCGUCACAACCUCUUUCGCAUCGAGCAGGCCAGUGAACUCGGCACGGAGAUCAAGCCCAUUCCUGCUGUCAUCGACCGCGACCUUUACUGCCGCUGAGAUAAACAAAAAAGCGCAAAAAUGGCGUGACCGCUUCUGUCCCUCCAUCAAACCUGCGAAGCAUGUCUGGGACCUGUUGAAAGCCCUUCUGUUGGUGUAAAAGAGGAGCGUGAACGAGGUUUUUGGUUGGCCGGAUUGAGAACGCUGGAGGGGGCGCCUCCAAGAGAAUUGUUUAUGAUACUUUGUUUCACGCUGUUGUUCCACGUUGCAGGUGUGUGUGCUUGACGUGAUGACACAAAGGCUAGCAAUACGGUGUUGGUGCUUUCUACCAACUUGCCGGACGGCAGGACCCCAAAAGUCGAGGGGAACGUUCAGCGCGGACGAACUAGGAGACCUCUCAUGUACAAUAUCCGACCUUGUUGGUGUUCGGUGGUUGUGUGUUGUGCUUCGUUGCCCCCGUGGUGUGUCGGUGGGGUGGGCGCUCCUGCUUUUUUGGCGGUAGUGCUGUCCGGUAGGUGGUGUGUAGCGUUGUGGACAACCAAGUGGGUUUCGAGGUCGGUGUCGACUGUGGGAACGGACUACGCGUGCGAAGCGGGGUCGCCGCUACCACCAAGCGCGCUUCGCUCGACGCUGUUUCCUUUUCGCUACAAGAUUUCCAAUCGAAACAAGGGUUUUGCCGAUUUCGUGGAAAGGACUUGAUUCGAAGCGCGGCGCACCAACGGUCAGUUUUUUAACAUGUUUGUUUUUGUCAGAAACGACGAACGUUGACCAUGUUUCCUCCACCGUGUGUCGUACGUGAAACGUUCGGAAACUACGUUGCUCCCCUCCGUGCCAUGAGUGUUAAGGAUGGGCAGGUUGUUGGCGGGUUUCGGUCGGUUGUUACCCCACCGCAAAAUCGAUCGCCAUGACCUGUAGACCAGGGAGGGCGAGGCAGCGCUCUGAAUGGCGGUGAUGGGCAAGCGGAGCUGCCGUUUCAUGUGGUACGGGAACCCCAACCUUGUCGUGAGUUGAAAAAUGACUCAUUUUGUUUUUCGGUCGGCUGGCCCUGAUGCGGACCUUUUCGUUUUUGUUGGGCUGGCUAUUUGGGGCAUUGAUUGCUCACAGCCCUUCGUUAGCUUCCGCCGUGGAAUAGUUCAUGAUCCAGGAACGUUCGCCUUGCUGUUUUACCCCGACCCCAAUCUAUUUUGCGGUCGGUAAACCUCCCGCUCAUAAUUGGCGGGCCAUGAUGGUGGUUUGAAAUCCCCCCUCCUUUUUCCAACUUCAACUUCGUCCCUGGACUGGGAAUGGACCGAUUAAUGUUGAGGUUUGAAUGGAGGGUGUUCGUAAAAACGUGGAUGGGGAUGUCAAGGAAAACGCCCCGGCGUUUUGGCGUGGAACGCGACUGACGCAAAGUACUGUCUGCCAAUGUACUUAGUGUUGCCCCUAUUCGAGGCACAAUGAAGAAAUGUUUGGCAUAUGGGCAAUGUCAGUGCUUGCGAGGUGGGUUUUUGUCAAAGCCUGCCCGCGUGACACCGUUGGCGAAGCCACUGAGCCAUUGAGCCUUUCGCUGCUUUUCUGCCGAAGAUUAGAACAGCCAUGACUUUCGGGAGCUGGGGGGG